AUGUCCGAGGUAAAUUUGGCCGGCACGCCUCCUUUCAAUCACCUUGCCAUGAUCCCUUAUGAGCCCGUGAGCCCAGCCACGAGCAUAUGCCCAGCUGAUCACUCUACUCCGGGCUCUAUCACUGAUGAACCUUCGGCCUCGUGGCGAUCGAGCCUGAUUGAUGCUGAGCGUUGGCAUUUGCAGAAUGCCGAACAUUGGCAUGCGGAGGAGGCCCACCUUAUUGGGGGUGACUUCAACUCAAUCUUACUUGAGUCAGAACGGAAUAGAUCGGUUUUGGAUAGGAGACUAGAUAUGGCUGAGUUUGGUGCUAUGGUUUUGGAUUGUGGACUUUCGGAUGCCGGGUUCUCUGGGGCUAGUUCUUGCUAUACUUGGGAGAGCCCUUCAGGUCUUUUGGAGCGUUUGGACAUGAUUAUAUAUAACUCUGCUUGGCUAGAUUUACUGCCUUUUACGCAGGUUUGGGAUUUUCCGUGUGCUCAGACCGGGAUGCAUCGAUUACAUACGAAGUUGAGACGAUUGAAACAGAAGCUUCAGUGGUGGAAGUGGAAUGUUUUCGGGGGCGUGUUCAAGAAUAAAGAGAGGGCCGAGGUAGCUGUUCUAGAGGCCGAGCACAUAUAUGACUUGGAUCGAUCCCCCGAGAACCGUGCAAAUUUGAAAAAGGCCACUGCUGAACUUAUUCUCAUGCUCAAUAUUGAGGAGGACUUUUGGAAGCAGAAGGUAGCUUGUAGAUGGGCAUCUAAUGGAGAGAGAAACUCUAAGUUUUUCCACUCAUUAGUCAAGAAAAAGCGAUGUGUCAAUCGAAUCCACUCUAUCUCUCAUGGUGAUUCGGUUCUCACAUCUGCUCAGGAGAUCAAGGAUUCGGGCGUUGAUUUCUUUAGUAAGCUUCUUACCGAUGAUAUGCCUAGUUUGCUUGCGGUUGAUGAGUCCCUAUUUUCCGCUCCUCAAAGGGACUUUUCUUCAGUCUCUACUCGUCCGACGGUUGAGCAGAUCAAAGAUGCGUGUGAUGUUUGUGAAGCGGUUUGGGAUUUCUUCGAGGGUGGAUCUAUGCCUGCGAGCUUCACCGCUACCACCUUGGUUCUUAUUCCAAAGGUGGACUUUCCGACGGCUUGGACAUAUUUCUGCCCGAUUAGCUUGUGCAACGUGACUAAUAAAAUUAUCACUAAUUUACUUACGAACAAACUGGCACCUCAUUUGCCCCACAUUAUUUCUCCUUCUCAGAGUGGGUUUGUUCAGGGUCGUCUCAUUAGUGAUAAUAUUUUUUUAGCACAAGAGAUGGUCCACUCAAUAUCAAUUCGUUGUCGAAAUCCGAAUCUUAUUUUGAAGCUGGAUAUGGCAAAGGUUUAUGAUAGGGUUCAGUGGUGGUUCUUAUUUCGUGUACUCGAGUUGAUUGGUUUCUCGGCAAACUUGGUUGAUAUUAUUCGGCGAUGUGUUUCCUCGUGCCAGUUCUCUUUACUAAUCAACGGGGAGCUGACGGGGUAUGUCACUUCGUCUUGUGGUCUAAGGCAGGGAGAUCCGCUCUCGCCGACUCUUUUUGUACUUGCGGCUGAGUAUUUUUCGAGAGGUCUAGAUGCACUAUACAGCCGUUGCCCGAGCAUGUUUUAUUCUACAAGGGGAGGCAUCCCUAUAUCCCAUUUGGCCUAUGCGGAUGAUGUGAUGAUAUUUACCUCGUGCCAUAAUUUUGUCCUGAAGAAGCUGCGGGAUUUUCUCAAUCAUUACUGUCGGACUUCGGGUCAGUUGAUUAGUGUGCACAAGAGCACUUUCACAGUUGAUAGGGCAUGUUCUGAUGGUCAUCUUCGCACUAUUUCUCGGAUUCUCAGUUAUCCGAGAAAGGAUCUUCCUAUCAUUGAUCUUGGAGCUCCGCUAUACAAAGGGAGGGACCGGGGCAGUUUGUUUCAGACUUUGCUUGAUCGCAUGCAAGCCAGGAUUUCGGGUUGGGCUCGGACCGCUUUGGCUUUCGGGGGCCGUCUUGCCUUGAUCCGGAGUACGCUUUCGACUAUGGCUUUGCAUCUUGUUCAUGUUAUUCAACCUCCGCAGUACAUCAUUCAGCAGAUUGAGCAGUGCAUGGCCCGAUUUCUCUGGGGAUCUUAUGGUAAUCAGCGCCGGCCUCAUUGGGUUGCUUGGGAGACGAUUUGUCGGCCAGUUGGUGAGGGUGGCUUGGGGUUGAGGCGUUUGACGGAUGUGAUUGACCUCUUCACUUACAAGCUCUGGUUCCGAUUCCGUGCUCAGGAUUCUCUUUGGGCCCGUUUUCUCCGAAACAAGUAUUGCCAGAAUCGGUUCCCAGGUUCAUCCGUUGUGUAUUCACUCUAUAGCACGGUGUGGAAGCGCAUGUGCCGUGUCCGAGAGCGUGUUCAAGCUCAAAUAUUUUGGCGGAUUGGUCCAGGUCAUGUUUCUUUCUGGCACGACCACUGGUUUGGCGAUGGUCCCCUUCCGGGCAUUAUUGAUGGUGGUCGACUCACAUCAGUUCGUGUGGAGUAUUAUUUGGUUAAUAGUCAGUGGGAUCGAAACAAGCUAGUUGAGGAUAUUCGUUUUGAGUGGAUCGAUAGGAUUUGCUCGGUCCCAAUCUCUGGUGCUUCGGGUGAUUUGCCCAUUUGGAGAGCUUCUUCGGAUGGCAAGUUUUCCUUGACCUCGGCUUGGGCCUUGAUACGACAGCAGCAUAACCCAUACCCCUCUUCUUUGUAUAUUUUGGGGAUCUUGUCUUACUCCUACAAUUUCUAUCUUUCUUUGGCGUCUCCUUCUUCAGCGUCUUCCAGUGGAUCUCAAACUUCAGUCUCGAGUCACCUCUCUCGCCUCGAGUCUCUUGGCCUAUAUUACCGAGUCAGAACACCAACUCUCACACCUCAUCGAGUUGUUUGGCUUCCACCGGAUCCGGGUUGGGUGAAGCUAAACACAGACGGAGCCCGCAGAGAAUCCACCCAGAUUGCAGCUAUUGGCGGGAUUAUCAGAGCUUCGGACGCUGAGGCCAUACUUGCAUUUCACGAGAGGAUCUCUGCCCCGAGCAGUAUUGCAGCCGAGCUUGCUGCCCUUGCCUCGGGGCUGCGAUUUGUUAUUCAGAGGCAGUUCACUAGAGUUUGGAGCGAGCUUGACGCAGAAGUCGCUGUUCGACUUCUUUCGCACACGGACAAAGGUCAUUGGAGUCUUCAGAGUUCUCUCACGGCGAUCCGGAACUCUCUUUCUACUUUGGAGUAUAGGAUUACGCAUAUCUACUGGGAGGGCAAUACAGUCGCUGAUGCAUUAGCUAACUUGGGGUGUCAGACCGAGUUGGCUCGUACCUUGACAACAGCGGAGCUUCCCCGACCUAUUCAGCAGAUGAUUCGGAUGGACCAGCUUGGAUAUCCAUCCUUUCGACGACAGUCUCGCACAUAG
Molecule: messenger RNA, 3360 nt
Organism: Erythranthe guttata (spotted monkey flower)
Lineage: Eukaryota; Viridiplantae; Streptophyta; Magnoliopsida; Lamiales; Phrymaceae
Source: RefSeq, a predicted model, not a curated record